Molecule: messenger RNA, 1430 nt
Organism: Papaver somniferum (opium poppy)
Lineage: Eukaryota; Viridiplantae; Streptophyta; Magnoliopsida; Ranunculales; Papaveraceae
Exons: 11
Coding region: 318-1202 (294 amino acids)
Biological process (GO): retrograde vesicle-mediated transport, Golgi to endoplasmic reticulum
Cellular component (GO): SNARE complex; endoplasmic reticulum
Molecular function (GO): SNAP receptor activity
Source: RefSeq, a predicted model, not a curated record
CCGAUCUCUGUCUUCUCUAACCCAAAAAAUCAAUCCAUCUCAGCUUCUGUAACUUUUAAAACCCAGUAGACUAGAGUGAUCAUUGAAGAAAUUGCACAAGUAUCCAUUUGUUACAUUGAUUUUUCGUUGGAGAAACUUCAUCUGCUUAAGGCAUAAAGCAAACACUAAGUGAUAUAGAUGAUGCUUUCCCAAACAAUGGCAAUGCUGACGAAAUCCAUUGGAGAUUUGUAGUUGUAAGGGUACGGGAAGGACAGUAAGUUGGCUGGAACUGUUCCUUUAGGCCUUCUCGUGAACCAGAAUUUGGUUCUCAGGUUAUAAUGGAUGAUGAGGUUACACAAGCUGUAGAGAAAGUGAUCAAAGAAUGGGAAGAGACAUCUUCAAGCGUUGAAAACAAUGUGAAAGCCAUUCAGAAGUUUGGUACAUCUGUUGAUGGAAUGACAAAAGAAAAGAAUUCUCACCAGAGAUUGAAUGGUCUUGCACAAGAUGGGUUGGCUCUACUUAGGUCAUUGCAAUUCAAACUUGAUCUUCUCGCACAGCAGUUGCUUACGGAAGAGCAAGUACAGUCCGCUCAUUCGACAUUAACAUCUUGGAAGGAUCAGUACCAAAGUUUACAUCUGGGACUGAGGAAUGCUAAUCUGCAAGCACAGACCAAUAUGAGAAAAGCUGCUCAGACAAAGAGGGAACUUCUUUUAGGAGGUGGAGAGGAGUGUACAAUUCGCCGGCGCAAUUUACAAACCAAGGCUGGAAUAACAAAUGCUUCAGAAAGCAUCACUGAAAGCCUUAGGCGCACUCGUCAACUGAUGGUUCAGGAAGUUGAAAGAAGUGAAAAUAUACUGGCAACUUUUGAUGAAUCAACAGGAGUAUUGAAGAAGGCAGAAAGUGAAUACAAGGGUCACCGCUCGCUACUAAUGCGGACCAAAAACCUGCUAUCCACCAUGCGGCGUCAGGAUGUUGUUGAAAGGUUAAUACUGUUUGGUGGCUGCUUCAUGUUCUCUUGUGCUGUUUUCUAUGUCGUAUCGAAACGCAUUGGAGUUUUCCUUUUGCUAAGAAAGGUUACAGAAGCUAUGAAAGCAGGGACGAUCGUACCAGGAGAUUUGGGGGCUGGGGUAGCUGAAAAUGGGUUUAAUGGAGUGCGUAUCGAUGACAAUGGUAUUCCUAAUGUGGAGGUUCCUCCAUUAGAAAUGAUGCGCGACGAAUUAUAAUUUGUUUGCUUGUCUCAGUUUUAGCACAUUACCCACUCGCCGUCUGUAUAUACAAACACUUAACAAAUUCAAACGUCUUUUGUGCUGUUUAUUUGUUGCACAACUAACAAUUUGUGAGUUGCCGACCAUGCAUGAAGGCUGUCUAUGUUUUCUAUUACCAGAAGGGUCGAAUGAUAUGUAAAGGAAACACACAAUUCCAGAGAUACCUUCAUAUUCUUUAAUUCCCAA